Molecule: messenger RNA, 1628 nt
Organism: Phycodurus eques (leafy seadragon)
Lineage: Eukaryota; Metazoa; Chordata; Actinopteri; Syngnathiformes; Syngnathidae
Gene: rab25b
Product: RAB25, member RAS oncogene family b
Exons: 5
Coding region: 786-1412 (208 amino acids)
Biological process (GO): exocytosis
Cellular component (GO): recycling endosome
Molecular function (GO): GTP binding; GTPase activity
Source: RefSeq, a predicted model, not a curated record
CGACUAAAAAAUAUAACUUCUUUGUCUUGAAAAGAACACAACUUGCGUUUAUGUAAUUUGGUAAAAUGAAUAUUUGUUUCUCGUAAGGUUGAGACUAAUUUUUGGGCGGGGAAAUGACUAUCUUGGUAAUAUUGCAGCUGUUUUUCAAAACACAUGAUCUCUUGUCUUGAAAAGAUCAAAGCUGUCACUUUCUUUACCUACUUUAUUUUGGUAAAAUGACUUUCUCAUAAGAUUGAGACUGUUUCUUGGGGGAGAGGGGGAAAGAUUUGUGUAAUAUUAUUGCAACAUUAUUGUCAUGGAAUAAAACAUUUUAAAAAUCUAAUCUAAUGAGGUAAAGCACUACUGAAAAUGGAUGAAAAGUAUGGGUGGAUAAAUGACAAGAGUGGAUAAGAAGAGGAGCUGAGGUUGUCGCUGGUGAGAGUACAGUACACGGUAUUGACUUCCUUCCAGUCGCACCAGCAGGGGGCGUAUGACUGAAACCGGGCUUUCCACCUGCGGUCCUCCCCUACCUGAUAGUGCCACAGCCCCAUUACUGCAGUCUGGCCCCUCCCUGACCUGGAUACGCACUCAACAUGUCUCACCGCUGCGAGCCUGAAAACUAAGCGAGCAGGCAGGAAAGCAGGAAGGCUCCUCGUGUGCCAAAACCGGCUGGUUUCCGUCCUCGGACCUGAGAAGGACCUGUAGGUUGUGAGGUGGCGGCCGGUUGCCGACUGAGUCAGUUUCCUCAGAAGAAGAAGAAGUAAGAAGAAGAAGUGGAGACAAGGAAAGCAGUGGAUGGACACAACAUGGGCUCGGACGAGGCCUACAAUUUUGUCUUCAAGGUUGUUCUGAUUGGAGAGUCAGGCGUGGGCAAGAGCAACCUGCUGUCCCGCUUCACCAAGAACGAGUUCAACCACGACAGCCGCACCACCAUCGGCGUGGAGUUCAGCACACGCACCGUGCAGCUCAACACCUUCACCAUCAAGGCGCAGAUCUGGGACACUGCGGGACUGGAGCGCUACCGGGCCAUCACAUCGGCCUACUACCGAGGUGCGGUGGGAGCCCUCCUGGUGUACGACAUCACUAAGCACCUGACCUACGAGAGCGUGGAGCGCUGGCUGAAGGAGCUCUUUGACCACGCCGACCCCCACAUCGUGGUCAUGCUGGUGGGCAACAAGUCCGACCUGGAGUCGGAGAGGUCGGUACCCACGGAGGAGGCCAAGGACUUUGCAGAGAAACAAGGUCUGUUGUUUCUGGAGACCUCCGCUUUGUCGUCAACGAACGUGGAGGCUGCAUUCAACACUGUCUUAACAGAGAUUCACAAGAAGGUGAACAAUAAGGAAGUGACGCAAGGCUCCAUCAGCGCCGUCACCUUGAACACCCCCAGAUUGGAACCCACCGAGGAGAAGAAACCUUGCUGCAAGAACAUCUAAGCUUCCUAGGGAAAGCGUGGACCUUCGGUGGGGACGGGGGAGAUCCGAGCCAUGAGACUUUAUUGCUCAGUGACUGUUUUUGUCAAUGUCUUUAUGUCUCAAAAGUGUUCUCUGUCAAUUGACUGUCUGUUGUCGUACCAGAGCGGCUCCAAUUACCGGAGACAAAUUCCUUGUUUUUUGGACAUACUUGGCAAAUAAAGAUGCUUCUGAUUCUGA